This is a messenger RNA of Fundulus heteroclitus (mummichog), 1401 nucleotides long. RefSeq names its product pyridoxamine 5'-phosphate oxidase (gene pnpo). The record is from RefSeq and is a predicted model, not a curated record. The transcript has 7 exons. Gene Ontology annotation, molecular function: FMN binding; pyridoxamine phosphate oxidase activity. Lineage: Eukaryota; Metazoa; Chordata; Actinopteri; Cyprinodontiformes; Fundulidae. Gene Ontology annotation, biological process: pyridoxal 5'-phosphate biosynthetic process; pyridoxine biosynthetic process. The coding region runs from base 37 to 867 and encodes 276 amino acids.
GUAAAGGGAGGUUACGUCAGAGUCAUUUUGACAAGCAUGAGGCGCAUACUCAGUACGAGUUUAUUGAGACAUUUCACCCUGUUUGGUAGAAAUCCCUGCUCUCGUAUUGACCUGACUGUGGGCGGACGGAGCGUUUUAGCUCUACGUUUCUGCAGUAAAACGACAAGUGACCGCAGCGACAUGGAUCUGAGUAACAUGAGGAAGAAAUACAAAGGAGAUGAGGAGUGCUUUGAGGAGAGUCAGCUUGUGUCUUUGGAUCCCAUCAAGGAGUUUGGAAACUGGUUCGAUGCAGCGACCAAGUGCCCUGAAAUUGGAGAGGCCAACGCCAUGUGCAUCGCCACAGCCACCAAGGACGGACGUCCGUCUGCUCGUAUGGUCCUCCUGAAAGGCUACAGCCACGAAGGUUUCCGUUUCUUCACCAACUACGAGAGCAGAAAGGGUGUCGAGUUGGAGAGUAAUCCAUACGCAUGCCUGGUUUUCUACUGGGAACCACUUAACAGACAGAUCCGUAUUGAGGGCUCGGUGGAGAGGAUCCCUUACCAGAGCUCCUGCGAAUAUUUCCAUUCUCGGCCGAAGAGCAGUCAGAUCGGGGCUGUUGUGAGCCGACAGAGUACUCCGGUUCCUAACAGAGAUUAUCUAAGGCAGAAAAAUGCUGAACUGGAGGAGAAGUACAAGGACACCGAGGUGCCAAUGCCCGACUACUGGGGUGGCUACAUGGUCAAGCCUUACUUGAUUGAGUUCUGGCAGGGUCAGACCAACAGACUCCACGACCGCAUCGUUUUCACCAAGGUGAAGGAGGGAGAGGAGCCGGGGGAGUUCCAGCACGAAGCUGAGGGAGGCUGGGUGUACCGGCGACUUUCUCCGUGAGAAAUACCUCCACGGGUGUUUCAUCCAGAACAUCAUGAACUUUAAAAGUAACCAACGUGUAAGAGUGCUGCUGGAAAACCAUUUGAUGUUCGUUAAAUCUGUGUCGAAUGUGCCUGUGGAGUCUUUGACAUGAACCAUCCAAACGCUGUAGGCUGAUGCAACCUGACUGUACGGUGCAACGUCACGUUUUCUUUGGGUUUCAUAAAAAGAAACGACGAGCGUUUGUCUCCCCGAGAAACAAACCGUCUCCAUCACAUAAUGAGCCAGAGUUGGUUGUUAUUCAGAGUACAAGCAGUGUCUUAAUAUCUUUUAAAAAAAAAAAAAAAAGCACAGUUUUUUUUUCCAAGUGCAGGUAUUUUUGCAGAAGUAUUCACACCCUUCAACGACGUUCACAUUUUCUCUCAUUAAAUCUAAAAAAAAAAUUAAAUAAAUCUGUGUAAUUUACUGGACUUUUACGUGAUGGAUCAACCCAAAGUGGUGCAUAAUUGUGAAGCGAAGAAUUACUUUGCAAAUAAAAAAAAAUGUGAGAAAUGU